This is a messenger RNA of Fusarium falciforme, 2547 nucleotides long. Its product is annotated as NACHT domain-containing protein. The transcript is spliced from 5 exons. Gene Ontology annotation, molecular function: protein binding. The coding region runs from base 1 to 2547 and encodes 848 amino acids. The record is from RefSeq and is a predicted model, not a curated record. Lineage: Eukaryota; Fungi; Ascomycota; Sordariomycetes; Hypocreales; Nectriaceae.
AUGGAACACAGCAACUCCAACCAUGUGGGAUCCAUGGCCGCAGCAGGCUCCGCGCGGAUUCAAAUCGGCAAUAACUCCACAAUCAACAACACGACAAACAACUACUCCCAAGAUGAUGACGAGAAAUACCUGGCGGCAUUGUCCUUAACUGAUCCUCGCCAGGACAAGAGUCGUAUCGAACAGACUAAUGGCGACCUGUUGAAGGAAGCAUACCUAUGGGUCCUGCAAAAUCCUGAGUUUCAGCGUUGGCGGGAGACAAGCGAGGGUCAGCCGCUCCUUUGGAUCAGGGGCGACCCUGGCAAGGGAAAGACAAUGCUGCUCUCAGGCAUCAUUAAUGAACUGAAACCUUCUACAAGAUUGAAAGAUCCGACACGCAGAACAGAUCCGACGAGUCAAACGUCACUGUCCUACUUCUUCUGUCAGGCAACCAACCCAGGCCUCAACAAUGCCACAGCAGUUCUGCGAGGCCUGGUAUACCUCCUGGUGGACCAACAUCCCAAUCUUCUCUCUCAUGUACGCGGCAAAUUACCCCUAGAUCCUGGACACUGGAACUCGGGUGUCGCCAUCAGAGCUAUCUUUCUUGAGAUACUGCAGGAUCAAUCUCUCCAGAACGUUAUUCUUAUCGUCGACGCCCUGGAUGAGUGCGAGACAGAUAUGAGGUUUCUUCUCGAGGUCAUCACUGCAACCAUGUCGCAUCAAGUCAGAUGGCUUGUGAGCAGUCGCAACAUCCGUAUGAUAGAGACGAUCCUAACACAAGCUCAGACAAAAGUUGUCCUGUCUCUGGAGCUCAACGCACAAUCGGUUGGUCAAGCUAUCAGCGAGUACAUCCAGCACCGGAUGGGCCGACUGGGUUCUAGGAUCAACCUCAACGACGACGAAUUGAGGUCUACGUCAAGCUAUCUGUAUGAGAAUGCACAUGGCACAUUUCUGUGGGUGGCAUUGGUCUGUCGACAACUUGAAACCUGCAACGAUUGGGAAGUGAAGGACCUCCUUGAGCGACCCCCCCAGGGCCUGAACGAGCUGGGCGGUGUCAUUUACCUUGUCCAUCAGUCGGCAAAAGAUUUCUUGGCCAAGCAACAGGACAUACUUUUCCCCUCUGGUCUCACCCAACACCAUCUCGGACUUUUUGACACCUGUCUCAACAGCCUUGACGUCCUUAGAAUGGAUAUGUAUGACCAAGUUUAUCCUGGAGUUUCGGUCCACGAAGCCCGCCGCUGCCGCCCUGAACCCGACCCUUUGCCUGGCCUCUCCUACUCUUCCGAGUUCUGGGCUCAUCAUCUACGUGAUGCUCGGCCCAUCCGCGCCCAAGAAAUAUCGAACUACAACAAAGCCCAUCAAUUCAUUGCCCACAAGUUCCUGUUCUGGGUGGAGGCACUCAGCCUGCUCAACAGCUCACCGGCAGCGAUGGAAACUCUGCAAAUUCUCAAGGACCUACCACUCGGUGACGAGGCAUUAGCACUUGUUGAAGACGCUCGGAGAUUUUUCCUCUACUUCAGGCCCAUUAUCGAACGGUAUCCCCUCCAGAUAUACGCGUCUGGCCUAAUAUUCAGUCCGGAAGAGAGCUUAAUACGUCACCACUUUGAACACUGCAGCCCCAAGUUUGUGGCCAAGAAGCCUCGAGUCGACGCACAAUGGCACCCAUACUUUAGCACCUCUGGAUGGGAUUGCGACCUGAUAUUUUCGCCAGACAACAACGACGGCAUGGAGAUCAUGAGCGCUCGCUGUGAUUGGUUGAAGUUCAUAACACCGUCGCCAGACCUGAAUUUGUUUGCUGGUGUGACCACCCGUCAACAAUCUUCCCGUGUUCAAGUCCAUAUUGGUCUCCAGGUUCGCAGCUUGGAGUCAAACAAUAUCAAAUGGAGCAGAAAGCUUGACAAUCGCCAAGUCAGGGGGAUGAAGUUUUCGCCCGACAGCCAGUGGUUGGCAGUGUGCUUCGACAAAGAGUUAGUGCUUUGGGGGGUUGAAAAGAAUACCUGUAAAAGGUGGCGCUUCGAGAUUUCCCAUCAACCCGACCGAUGUGGUAUCGAAUUCUCUUCAGACGGUGCCCUGGUUGCAAUCUUUGAGGACAAGUACGGUCUUCUGACCCAGUUAUCUCAUCCAGGGCCGGGCUCCAACUAUAACAAAGAACGCACUGAGGACAAGUUCAAAACCUCGGCGAGUAACGUGAUCCUGGAUGUCCGAACGGGCGAGCAGCGCAGGAACCCUCCCAAUGAAGAUAUUGGGUUCAUCAGGUCUAUGAUAUUUACCCCCAACACUUACGAGAUCAUGAUGUGCUGCGAGAACGGCGUAUGGUCUUGGGAUAUCGUCGGGGGGGAAUGCCAAGAAUGGCUCGGAUUCGGUGACCUGAUCUGGGACAUCGCCUCUUCACAUGAUGCCUCCUGGAUCGCCGCGGUGUCAGGUUCAAAAGUUUUCGUAUACGGAAGGCAGAACCAGGAAUUGCUACAACAUUUUCAAAUACCAUCGGGGUUUGGCAUUUCUUCAAUCGCUGUGUCUUUUGACGAUCAGCAGCUUGCGGUCAAACUUGCUUUGACCGUGUUGCCGUUUUGA